UCCCAAAAUGUAUUAAAAAGUCUUUUCCCCAGCUCUGAAUAAUUUCAUAUGACAAUAUACGGUUCUUUCCUGUUUCUGUUCAAAGCCAUCUUUUGCUAUUUCUCAGUUUUAUUGAAUUGAUUCUCCAUUGACACAUCGACUUUCUAAAGUCCAUCAUGGCUGACAGUGGAAAAGUGAAAGCCCCAGACAGCGGGAAGAAAAAGAACAAGUCACAGAAGAAGAGGGCAGAAUCGAGUGGUGAUGGGGGAGCAACCCCUACCCCAUCGAAGGAGAAUGUUCCUGUCACGAAACCGGCAUCUCCUGAAGGAGCGACUGCUGCAGCCUCAACAGGGGAGAAAACUCCAGAUGUAAAGCCUGCACAAGGAGCACAGGGUCCUAAGCAAGGGGGACAAAAUCCUAAAAAGGAAGGGAAACAACAAAAGAAUCAAAACAAACCUGAACAAGGUCAGAAAGGCAAAGGGGAGAAGGCACCACCGAAACCGGAGGCUGGAGAAGGGGAACAGAAGUCGAAAGCUCAGCUGAAAGCAGAGAGAAGAGCCAUUCAGGAGGCUCAACGAGCUGCCAAAGCAACCAAGACAGCGGAGUCUGGGGGCGGGGCAGCCGCAGCGGGCGCACAGGGACAGCCGUCAUCAGCUGGUGCAGCCAACGCAGGAAAGAAGGAAAAUCAAGGGGAGAAAAGUAAACCAGGAGGAGCUGCUGUAGCGGUGAGGAGAAUACCGAAGAAAUCCUCGAAAACCACUGAGAAGAUGACCGAGGAACAGCUGUGGGCGAAGAAAGAGAAAAAUCUGCUGGGCAAGGCCUACAAGAUGGACCACACCAUCGUGCGGCUGGGCUACCAGUACUUCUACCACAACAUCGUCGGGGCCAACGCCCGCUGCCUGGCCCUGCUGACCACCCUCAAGGAGCUGAUCGGCAAGUACAAAACGCCAGAGGAGAAAGAGUUGUCAAGGGACCUGGAGAAAAACUACCUCACUCCGUGCAUCUCAUAUCUGAAUGAGUGCCGCCCCAUCAGCACCAGCAUGGGUAACGCCAUCAAACACCUGAAGCUACACAUCAACCAGAUCCCUAGCGACAUGGAUGAUAAAACGGCCAUCGCCAGACUCCAAGAGGAGAUUGAGAGUUUCAUUCAUGUGAACCUGGUCAUGGCGGCGAAGGGCGUGGCUGAGUUUGCCAUCGCAAAGAUCGACGACGACGAUGUCAUUCUGGUCUACGCUGCUUCUUCCUUGAUCGCCAAAGUUCUGAAAGCAGCUCACGAUAGUGGCAAGCGGUUCAGGGUGAUUGUUGUUGAGGGCCGUCCACGAACUGAGGGUAAAUCCAUGUUGCGUUUCUUGGUUCGCUGUGGCAUCAUGUGUUCCUACGUGUACAUCGGUUCCGCGUCGCACGCUAUGAGUGAGGCCACCAAAGUUCUACUGGGAGCGGCAGCUAUGUUUGCUAUCGGAGACAUGCACUCCCGCACGGGAAACUCGAUGAUUGCGGCCCUGGCCAAGGCCAAUAACUUGCCGGUGCUGGUGUGCUGUGAGACGUACA
Aplysia californica (California sea hare) is the source of this 1527-nucleotide messenger RNA. RefSeq names its product translation initiation factor eIF-2B subunit delta. The record is from RefSeq and is a predicted model, not a curated record. NCBI's taxonomy places the organism in Eukaryota, Metazoa, Mollusca, Gastropoda, Aplysiida, Aplysiidae.